AUGGCAAAGAAAUCAUUAUUAGUAUCAACAUUAAUACCUAUGGUUGGUGUUACAUUAGUAUCAUUUGGGGUUUUACAUCAUUUUAUGCAACAUAAAUUUGAAAGAUGGGAUCAUGAAUCUUUGGGCGACCCAAAUAAAAAACCAACUACUUUAGAAGAAGAAUAUGAGAAAAUGUCAAAAAAAAUUGAUUUCUCAAAUUAUGAAAAUAAAACUGUUCCUGGAAGAGAUGAUUAUAAAAAUUAA
Dictyostelium discoideum AX4 is the source of this 243-nucleotide messenger RNA. RefSeq lists its product as hypothetical. The transcript has 2 exons. NCBI's taxonomy places the organism in Eukaryota, Evosea, Eumycetozoa, Dictyosteliales, Dictyosteliaceae. Gene Ontology annotation, cellular component: mitochondrial membrane; mitochondrial inner membrane. The coding region runs from base 1 to 243 and encodes 80 amino acids. The record is from RefSeq and is a predicted model, not a curated record.